Messenger RNA from Oreochromis niloticus (Nile tilapia), 4656 nucleotides. Its product is annotated as nucleoredoxin-like protein 1. The record is from RefSeq and is a predicted model, not a curated record. NCBI's taxonomy places the organism in Eukaryota, Metazoa, Chordata, Actinopteri, Cichliformes, Cichlidae. The coding region runs from base 1930 to 2631 and encodes 233 amino acids. Gene Ontology annotation, biological process: photoreceptor cell maintenance. The transcript has 4 exons. Gene Ontology annotation, cellular component: mitochondrion.
UAGGCUGAAACAGGGAAACGCUAGAGCAUCAGCACCUCAAAGCUCAGUUAAAUGUACAUGGAAGCACUGACACUCUGCCAGCUGUGGUUAAAGCUGCAGUGGCUAAAAUAUCAAAGUAUUCUCUUUGCCUCCUUUAUUGGCACACUGCAGUUUUAUUUAAGCGCAGACAUGAAUGUCCCGAAAUGCAGUUGAGACUUCUUUUAAUUAGUGCCCACUGGUGUUUGCCUGCCCUGUAACUACAUAAUGGUAAGCUUUGGUUACAGCAAGCCACCAUUACUUCUCCUCAUUCAUUGUGUUUAUACUCAUUAUGCCUUACUCAUUGCUGACCAGUGAAGCGUACUCGUACUACUCCGGCUGCCCUACAGUUUCAUGAUAUUUGCAUCGGAGAUUAAGAGUUUGUUGUUGGAUUAGAACAAAAACAUUUAAUUAGUUAAAGAAAUUAUAGUCAAGGGAGACAUUUUUAGUCUUGACCUCUGCAAGAGUAGCUUUGCAUGAUUAACAGUUCACAAUAAUCCAUGUUUAUGUUACAGUAAGCUUUGGUGUAGCACCUCAUCCAUUAUUUCUCUUAAGCAAAUAUUUUCUUGAUUGGCAGCCUCUUGCAAUCAAAAGACUUGAACAGGUGGUGGGAGCUGUAGCUGCUGUGACCAUGUUAGGGUUAUCCCCCCUUAUUUACAUCAAACGGAGCCAAUUUUAGGAACAAUUUGUUGUAAUAUGAGUGUUUGGAGCAUUCUGAAGUCUGAGCUUUUGACUCACAUUGAUUACCUCAACAUAUCCUCACCUCUUUACUUGAAUGUUUGGCCAAAAAUCAGCAUCCACCACUCUAACCGUGUACAUCCACUUCGAUAUCACUUGCAAUCACACUCAAACACACUGCCAGAAGGCCAUUUCCACCAACUGCCAGACCCACUUCAUGGAUAACCUCAGGUAUACUAAUUUCUUAGAUGAUGCUUUCACCACAUGUCUGAAAUCGGUCUGAGAUCUCUUGCUCUCAAACGUUACAGUUCAUGAUAAGAGGAGCAUAACUGACUUACAUCGACACCUGUACAGUACAGCCAUGCUUCUAGGCUUACCUAAAAAAAAAAAAAAAGCUUCAGCAUGUGUUGUGUGCAUUUGGUCACAUAUCCAAAGCAUGUAUUAUUCAAAGGAGCGUAUGCAUGUGCGCGUGUUUUGUGCAUUCAUGUGCAGUGACGCAUGUCUGUGUGACUUAGACUAAUCCUAUUAGGGCUCUCUCCCUCUCUCUCUAUAUUUACCUCAACCCUCUCCCUGAGAUUAACCCGGGUAUUUUCUGCAAGUGCCUCUGCAGAUCGCUAAGCACUUUCCUACAGUACAGCCUGGAGUUCACCGGAACCAGGCUCAAAACUAUUCACUCUUUCAGUUAAUUCUGCACCCUGCCUGUUAAAUCAGCCUUAAAAACAGGAUACAAAAGAAUCAGUAUUAUGCUUUGAUGGCUUAAUGGGUGAUAUCAGACUCAAACCAGCAAAUUAAGCUGCGAAGGGAAGAUUGAAACAAGCCCAUCCUACCUUUGCAAUCCAAUUUGUCUUCUUUUUCCAUCCCUCCUUUACUCGCUCCCUUCUUGUCUUUAAGUAAUAAGAUUUCUAGUGUUUAGCUAGAGUUUUAGGGCACACACACACACACACACAUCCUCUGCCCCUCAAUUACAGCGCUGCCACACCUCCAGCUAUCUGUAAUCUCCCUUAGAGGACCGCAGAGUGCAGGGUGAACAAAUUACAGAGAAAGGGGUGAAGACACAGUGAAAGGUGCCACUAAAAUAACAAGCUUCACGGGAUUUAAAUGAAGAGAAAAAAAAGCAUAUGAAAUAAUAUAAUGGCUUGAAAGACAGGAGAAAACCCGGAUUCCCUCUAUGUCUUUUUUGUGAGAGCCGAGGAGUUUCAAGAGGGCCUUUAUCCUUUCACAUUCCUGUCUUUCAUCAUGGUUGACCUUUUCCUAAACCGAGUUCUCAUCGAGAACAACUGGGACCAAGACGAACUCAACACUGAGCGUGAGAUCAUGGGGAUUCUCGAAAAUCGCAUCGUCAUGCUGUUUUUUGCAUCUGCUGAAUGUGAAAAGUGCCUGGAGUUUGUGCCUGUUCUGAACGACUUCUUUAAGAGACUGAAAGAUCCAGCAUACAUCGAAUACCCGAAACUGCUCGCACUCAUCUACAUCAGUUUGGACCAAUCAGAAGAGAAGCAGGAAAAAUUCCUCAAAGAGCUGCACAAAAAGGUUCUGUUUCUGGCCUUUGAGGACCCGUACAGGAAGGAACUGCAGACCAUGUUUAAAGUGAAAGAUGUACCAACAAUAGUGGUCCUGCGUCCCGACGGUUCUGUCCUCUCUCCAAACGCUGUGCGGGACAUCUGUCGUUUCGGCUGUGACUGUUUCCAAAACUGGCAGGAAUCGGCUGAGCUUGUUGAAAGGAGCUUCAUGCUAAACGAGGAGUUUGACAACCUUAACUUGCGCAGCGCCACUGACCCUGUGAGGAGGCUCAAGUACAAGACAGAGGACGACAAACGCAAAAAGAGAUGGUGGAAGUUAUGGGGGAAGGGAAGAGAUGGAAAUGAAGAGGAAGAGGAGAAAGAUGGAGCAUGGGAUACCAAGAGAAAUGAGGGAGAUAACAAUACCUGGAGGAUAAGAUGAGGAAAACAUAUAUCAUAAAAUAUAUUAUGUAUGCUAUCACUCAGACAUUUAGGAGAAAUAUUUUUGUUUUAGAAAGAAAUUUUUAUCUGCUGUUCCAGAAAAUUCAUCAGAAAUGUUAUCAAGAUUAACUGCUAUAAUUCAUAAUUAGGAAUUUAUGAUUUUCAGUCGCACGCAGUGGUACAGUAGGAAGGUCAUGGGUUUGAAUGCAGCCUAUGUGGAGCUUGCAUGUUCUCUCUGUGUUUGAGUGGUCUGGCUUUCUCCCACACUCCAAAGACAUGAGUGGGUUUAGGUUAAUUUGUGAAUCUAAAUUCCCUGUGAGUGUGAAUGGUUGCCUGUCUCUAUGCGUUAGCUGUGCAAUAAAUUGGUGACCUGUCCAGGGUGUAUCCUGUUAUAGCUGGGACUGGCUACAGCCCCCUCAUGACCCUGAAUCGGAUAAGAGCGAGAAGAUGGAUGGACGUAAGAAUAAGUAAACCGGGGACUGUUUUCAACAACCAUCAGUCUUUGUUUUUGAGUUCAAGUUUAUUUUACCUGUUUUUCUUGGUGUGCCCAUAUAUGUAUGUAUAUAUAUAUAUAUAUAUGUAUGUAUAUAUAUAUAUAUAUAUAUAUAUCUGUAUAUGUAUUGUGCAUAUAAAUUAAAAGUUUUUUUUUAAGUGGGGAAAUGGGGGAAAAAAAAACUCAGAUGUUUUCAUACUGUGUGCACUAAUCCUUUUACAAACCAGCACAAUCUGGCUCUGUGAGGUGUUUUUUCUCAAGCCAAAGACUAAUGCAGUUGUCGUCUUGCACAGUUUUGCACUCUGGUUUCCAGCUUCUCUUUCUAAUCAAGUUAGAACCAGUUUGGGAUCUUCUUUGUAGGGUUAGGUUGGUGCACGCCAUUGUAGGGAACAGUACAGUUUUGUUUUGUUUUUUUUGUUAAUUUCCUGAGUGGAAUAGCCUUCAUUUCCUAGAACAAAAAUAAUCUGUUGCGCUUCCAAAGAGUUUCUUUUUAUUAACCAUUUUGAGCCUCACUUUAAUGUUGCAUAAGAUGAAAACAAAUUUCCUUUUCUUAAAAAGAACAAGCAGAGAGCAGAUGUAGGCUAUAAAGCAGACUGUUUGAAACUAGCAUCUACUAUUACUGCUCAUCUGUUGUUGUGGAUACCUACUGUAUAUGUUGAUGGUGUUUUUUCUUUUUUUAUAUUUAGUUGCUAUUAUUCACUUGGCGAUAUUCACCACCACAAGAGAUGCCACUGUUUUUAUUCAGAAAACACAAAUAUGUACAAACCAAUCCUGCCUAAAUAUGUGAGUAUCGAUCCCCAGGAUUCCAAUCUAAAGCUCUACAAAUCAAUACCUCCUUAUUGACUUAGGAUCAAAUUACUGUGUAUAGCAAGAGAGGACUCACAUGUAUACUGGCUACUCCAGCUGUGCAACUCUACAGACUUGUUUCUUUCUGCUUUUCUUCCCUCUUCUUUACCUUUUCUACUGACAAUAUAAUUCUUCUGGCUAAGUAAUUCAAGACAUAUCAGCUCCACUUCCAGCAGCAUCAGGCAGCUGUUUUCUGAGCAAAUAAUCAGUGGAUUGUACGUGUGCUGCUCAGCAUGAUAAAGAAACAAGGCUAGUGAAAAAGUCCAUCUUUCUGCAGCUAACAGUCAAGAUAUAAUAUUUUCUCAGUGUGGAGGGGAGACAAAAAUGAAUGCUAAAAACAGGUAACAGGUUUAAAUUAAUCAGAUACCGAGACUGAUAUCUGCUGGAUAUGUAAACAGGCAACUAUUUUCUACCACACUGUUUUUUUUAAUAAUAUUUGGGCAAAAAAACCCCUAAAAAUAUACAUGUCAUUGCAUUUCUUGGCUAUGUUAAGGUGCUGGCGCCUGCUUGUUUUGUAACUGAAAUUAAUGUCUUGUCAGUGUGUUAUUUACUUUCAUAACACUGUUAUUUGUCUUUGCUAUUCUUUGUUAACUACGUCUCAUCAGAGUUUGCACUUUGUUAUUGCAUAGUUAAAUGUGAAUUGUAUGCUCUCCAAAAUCAUUAAAUUCUCUAUUCUUUUAAUAUAAA